Molecule: messenger RNA, 2301 nt
Organism: Stegastes partitus (bicolor damselfish)
Lineage: Eukaryota; Metazoa; Chordata; Actinopteri; Pomacentridae
Exons: 13
Coding region: 51-1997 (648 amino acids)
Source: RefSeq, a predicted model, not a curated record
GUUGACUGAGCUCCAGUUAGCAGCCGGCCUCCCCCCACUGCGCUGCUCCCAUGGCGGACUCUCCUCUCAACAACUCCUGGCCGUCCUUCUCCAAACUGUGGAUGAAGAGAUGGUCCUUCAAGAGAGCAUCAGAGUGCAAGCCAUGUAGUCGGCCCAGCGAGGCUCCCAGUUCCCAGCGAGGCUCCCAGUCUCAGCCUCCCAGUGGGAAAGGAUCCUCCUCCUCUUUGUCUCCUGCCUCCAUCACUGAGGACGUCUUCUUUGGCGGCACCAACGAUGACCAGCAGGACGCCUGUUCGGUGGUGAGCGACUACGACUGCCCCUUCGUGGAGGUGGGCAGCAGCAUCGAGGACCUCCAGGGCUUCAGCUCUUCGCUCAGAGACUCAGAGUUCUACAGAGACCUCCAUCCAUCCACGGGAAGCACCACCGUCCCAGAGGGCAGAACCCAGCCGGUGCCUCUGAACACAGACGUCUUCACCCCUCUGACCUCACAUCCUCCGCCAUCCUCCGCUGCGCCACCGUUUCCUUCCUGUACACUGCCUGCAGAGGAACCUGCCGGCAGCUUCGUGGUCACGCAGCUCAGUCCCAAGCUGCUGCCGGCUUGCAUCAUUGACAGCGACCCCGUGGGCCCAGUGGCAGGCCUGAGCUUGACAAUCGACCUGAAUGGACUGUUGGGAUCAAUGGAAACGGAAGAACCAGUAACGGGACUGGAGAGAGUCAAUGAGCGACUCUCGAUGGAUUUAGACGGAGAGCCGGACCUGGACAGCUUCCCCAUCCUGGUCAGAUCCAUGUCGACGUCUCGGAGGCACAGCUGGGGCGUCCCGGUGUCCCCCAUCAACCUGGGGAGGAGACUCAGUCUGGAUCCGAUGGCCAUGGACAGCGACGGAGAAAGAGACGACGACGACGAGGAGCGACAGAAUCGACUCUUCCAGUCGACUCAGCAGAGCGACGGCUGCUCGGUUUGUCCUGGAGACGAGUUGGACGGCUCCAGUUUGAGGGCCGGCGCUGCUCCUGGCAGGCAUCUGUAUUCCCGCUCAGACAUCCUCGCCACCGACGACUAUUCCCGAGCCGCGCACAUUUCUCGCGUCGUCCAGACGUCCAAACAGGCUGCGAGGGCGGCCGGAGCAGACGAGUUCGACCCUGAAGAAAACCUGCAUUCCACAGAGGGCCAGAGCCACAUAGCGAAGCAGAGAAACAACAGAUCAGACACCAGAGAUUCAGGAAGUGUCACUUGGUAUGAGUUCCUCGCCAAUGAGAAUGAGGAAGAGGAAGAUCGCGCAGAGAAGGUGGAGAAAGGCACCAAGGUGAAGAGGACUCUGAGCUCUCUGAGGAACAGGAUGACUGGAUCCUUCAACAAAGACAAGGGUAAGAACCGAGAGAAGGCCAAGGAGAAGGAGGCCAAAGAGAAAGAGAAAGUGUGCAGCAGCAGCAGCGUCAGCGGGCAUCACUUGGUGCCGGGCUCCUUCUCCAGCUGCGCCACCUGCUCACUGUGCAGCAAGACCCUGCAGAAAAAGCAUGGCCUGCAGUGCAUGAAUUGUGCUGUGAACGUUCACAAGAGCUGCAAGUCUCUGCUGGGGGAGUGCACCAGCAGCAAGAACAAGAGAGAUUCCCUGCAGAGGCCUGGCUCGUCAGGAUCUCCUAACCUUGCGCUAAGAGACCGGGACAGGGAGCGGGAUCAGGCCGGCCCAGCCGCUUCUCAGGCCCUGGAUGGCCACCGAGGUUUCCUCAGUCCCCCAGGCAUGACCGUUAGUUCGUGGGGAUCCAGCACUCAGCCAACUGCCGCCCAAACCAGCAGCUCCAGCGCAGCCCCCGCCUCCAGCCUUGGCCACAGCCUCCAUCACAACAGUAGCUCAGGAUCCCUCCCCGGGGAGAUGGAUGAGACCGAUGCUCUCCGCUCCAAACGCUGCAAUGAAGACGCCAUUUCCCUCGCUCCCUCCACCGCCGAGUCCAUCAUCGUAGAAGGUGAGCUGACUGACGGAGGCACUGUUUUUCUACCGUAGCUGCCUUUCCUCAGACCGUCGAGUCUUCUAAGGUCUGCCUGAGGUUUUGCCUUCAGGGAGUUUUGAUAAAUCCAGAGAGGGAGGGAGGGGGUUUUGUGGAGUCGGUGGUGACCUCACCUUGGCUCAUUAAGUUGGAGUGUGUGGGAGAGAAGCCGGCUAACUGGAUGCUAGCAUCCCACCUUUUUAUUUAGCUGCCAUGUUCCAGAGUUUUAUCAGACUCAUCCCAACCGUGAGAGAGAGAGAGAGCGCACGCCUUCAGGUGCAGGGUUAAGGUCGACUUUUAUUCAUUUUUCAGCCUAACGCG